AUGUCGCGAACUUACGCAGAUGCGGUGGCCUCACUCAACACGUUGCAGUCGAACUUUGCGGUCGUGGACGCGAUCCGCAAAUCGGGAAGGAGUAUGAACAAGCUGGCAAUCCCUGAGAUGGUUGAGUGGGUUCAGAAAAUUGGAUAUCAGCCUGAUGAUUUCAAUCGCAUGGACCUCAUACACAUAGCUGGUACAAAAGGCAAAGGCUCAACAUCGGCUUUCAUCUCCUCUGUGCUUUCGCAAUAUAUCGGCAAGCAUCCCGACUCAGGCACAGGCAGCCCACUGCAGAAAAUCGGUCUCUACACUUCCCCACAUCUACGCUUUGUCCGUGAGCGCAUACAGAUUAACAACAAACCUCUCACUGAAGAGAAAUUUGCGCAAUACUUCUUCGAGACAUGGGAUCGGCUCGAGGCCUCAGCGGUGCAGAAAGGUCAGGACCCAGCUGUAAAGCCAGUGUACUUCCGCUUCUUGACACUUAUGGCUUUCCAUACCUACAUGAAAGAAGGAGUUGAUGGGGCCGUGAUAGAAUGCGGUAUUGGCGGCGAGUACGAUAGCACAAAUAUCAUCACAAAGCCAGUUGUAACAGGCAUCACCAACCUCGCAAUCGACCACAUCGGUGUGCUUGGCAGCACGAUCGAAGAGAUAGCAUGGCACAAGGCAGGCAUCAUGAAAGAGGGAGCAAAGUGUUUCACUGUGGCCCAGCGAGAAGCUGCUCGAAAAGUGCUGGAGGAGCGAGCACGCGAGAAAGGCGUAGAUCUUGAAGUCGUUCCCAUACACCCCGAACUUCAGUCCGACAGUGUCCCCCUAGGCCUAUCCGCCUCCUUCCAAAAAAUCAACGCCUCCCUCGCGAUCGCCAUAUCCCAUGACUUCCUCACUCAACGUGGCUUCACAGACAUUGGCACCACGCCCUUAAACGAAAGUUUCAAACAGGGUCUCAAAGACGUUCGCUGGGGUGGCCGCUGCGAAACCCGUCAUGAAAACGGCAUAAAAUGGUGCAUCGAUGGUGGCCAUACGCUCGAGAGUAUCGAGUUGGUUGGAAAGUGGUUCGCUGAGCAGGUCAGCAACCAACAGAACACCAUCACUGCCAAUCGGAGAAGCGAACGCAAAAGAGUCCUCAUCUUCAAUCAGCAAACCCGUGACGCCAACGCCCUUGCUCGUGCCCUCCAUGCAACGCUGGCUGCGGCGCUGGGGGAUGAAAAGCCAUUCACGCAUGCAAUAUUUUGCACGAAUACCACGUUCAAGGAUACUGGAUUCAGGCCUGACCUGGUCAGUGUGAACACGAACGCUAAGGAGAUCGAAGAGCUGAGCGUGCAGAAGGGGUUGGCGAGGGCGUGGGAGGAGAUUGACUCCGGCACUGAUGUCAAGGUUGUGGGGACUAUCCAGGAGGCUGUUGAGAUUGUGAGGGAGAUGGCGAAAGAUGGAGAGGGGGAGGGAGAGGUGAUGGCGUUGGUUACGGGAAGUUUGCAUCUUGUGGGCGGGUUGUUAGAAGUUUUGGAGUCAAAACCAUAA
Endocarpon pusillum Z07020 is the source of this 1509-nucleotide messenger RNA. RefSeq lists its product as uncharacterized. The transcript is spliced from 3 exons. Gene Ontology annotation, biological process: tetrahydrofolylpolyglutamate biosynthetic process. Gene Ontology annotation, cellular component: cytoplasm; mitochondrion; cytosol. The record is from RefSeq and is a predicted model, not a curated record. Lineage: Eukaryota; Fungi; Ascomycota; Eurotiomycetes; Verrucariales; Verrucariaceae. The coding region runs from base 1 to 1509 and encodes 502 amino acids. Gene Ontology annotation, molecular function: tetrahydrofolylpolyglutamate synthase activity; ATP binding.